Girardinichthys multiradiatus is the source of this 1571-nucleotide messenger RNA. RefSeq names its product vesicle transport through interaction with t-SNAREs 1B (gene vti1b). Gene Ontology annotation, cellular component: SNARE complex; Golgi apparatus; endoplasmic reticulum membrane. Gene Ontology annotation, biological process: retrograde transport, endosome to Golgi; vesicle fusion with Golgi apparatus; intra-Golgi vesicle-mediated transport. Lineage: Eukaryota; Metazoa; Chordata; Actinopteri; Cyprinodontiformes; Goodeidae. The coding region runs from base 246 to 929 and encodes 227 amino acids. The record is from RefSeq and is a predicted model, not a curated record. Gene Ontology annotation, molecular function: SNAP receptor activity; SNARE binding. The transcript has 6 exons.
CAAACUUAAAGCUUAAAUUCAUCAGCACCGACCACAUUAUUAUAUAAUAUUUAGAUUUUUUUUGAGAAGUUUAAGGCAUUAGAGGUCACGAGGCCCAUCAUGCGGAAGAGUCCCGGGAUUCUGAUUAUCACCAAAGCAAAACUAGCAGAUUUACCUAAACGUGUGACCGUAAUUGUUGUUGUCUUGAACUAAAAGGACAAAGGAGUCCCUUAAUUAACGGCGGGUUGCUUACCUCUAAAGUAAAAAUGUCGUCAGAAGAAUUCGAGAAGUUGCACGAAAUGUACAGGUCUCUGUAUGAAGAGCUGAAGCUAAUACCAGAGAGGGCUCUGAAAAGCCACGGAGAGGAGAGGAAGAAGCUGGUGAGGACAUUUGAUGAGAGACAUGGGGAGGCUGAGGAAGUGUUACAAGGAAUGGAAGAGGAGCUGCGUGGUGCCCCUUCUUCAUAUAAAAAUGCCAUGGGUGCCAAGCUGCGACUUUACCGCAGGGAUCUCGGUAAGCUGCAGAGGGACAUGAAAAACUCUGCAUCUGGGUUCAGCUCCUCUUCCCAAACUGUGCAGGGAAGCCAACAGAGCAUUUAUUCAUCACAAAAUCAACAAAGUACACACUUGCAGUCCCAGAGAGCUAUUCUACUCCAGGGGACAGAGUCUCUGAACAAUGCCAGCCAGAGUAUCGAGCGAAGUCAGCGCAUCGCUGCAGAGACGGAUCAGAUCGGCACAGAUAUUAUUGAGGAGCUGGGGGAACAGAGGGAGCAGCUGGACCGAACCAGAAAUAGGCUGGAAAAUACAGGAGAGAACCUCAGCCGGAGCAGAAAAGUUCUUCGUGCCAUGUCACGACGGCUGAUGACGAACAAGCUGCUACUGGCUGUCAUCAUUUUAAUGGAGCUGGCCAUUCUGGGUGCUGUGAUUUACCUUAAGUUCUUCCGGAAAUAAAGAAAACAAAAUCAUCUGCAGACAAGCUGAGCUCUGAAUCGAGAGUAAACCCUGAGGACAUUCUACCACUGUCUCUUUCAGCUAUACAGUAGCAGUAAUACUCUUCUGUUGUUCCUGUGACUGCAUUGAGGUAGUGAACUUUUUCUAAGAGGGGGUUUGUAAUCUAUGGGACAAGGAUGGAAAAAAAUGUGAAGCUGUUAAUGGACCAAGCCCACAGAAACUCUCUCUGAACUGAUAUUUGCACUUUAUCAGCUGUCUCUUAAUGCCAGUGAUGUCCUGCAGGAUGAUGAUCUGGACAUGUGCACUGAACCCGCCUGUGUUUAGACUGAGGAAAAAGGAUAUCAAAAGAUUUGAGAAAACAAUAAACUGACACCAGCUGAUUGUGUUUUUCAAGCGUUGUGCUCGUUUUUCAAAUGAAAGCAAAGCCUAAUCGAUUAGAAUCAGUUAGGCUUUGAAUGGAGAGUCUUCAUACAGCUGCUUUGUUCCUUCGCCAACUACAUCUAAUCACUGUACUCUCACAGGAGUCCUUAUUUAAAAGUAUUGAUGUAAUUAAAUCGGAUGUUUGACCUCAGAGUGCAUUGUGUCAGAUGUUUCCUCAGACGUGAGCUAAAGUAAUUUAAAAAAAAAUUUAAAAAAGGAAAA